Neltuma alba is the source of this 1593-nucleotide messenger RNA. Its product is annotated as pectinesterase-like. The transcript is spliced from 2 exons. Gene Ontology annotation, biological process: cell wall modification. The record is from RefSeq and is a predicted model, not a curated record. The coding region runs from base 1 to 1593 and encodes 530 amino acids. Gene Ontology annotation, molecular function: pectinesterase activity; enzyme inhibitor activity. Lineage: Eukaryota; Viridiplantae; Streptophyta; Magnoliopsida; Fabales; Fabaceae.
AUGGCAUCCAUCAUCAUUGUUCAGCUAUUCUUUUCCCUCACUUUAUUUUCUUCACUUUUCUCAAUAUCUUCUUCUUCAUCAUCAACAAAAUCAUCUUCCUCUAUAGAUCUUUGGUGCAACCAAACUCCUCACCCUGAGCCAUGCAAAUCCCACAUGAACCAGUUUAGACCGAACCAUCCUUUAGAGUUCAGGAAAAUGCUGGUUCGAUUAGCACUGGACCAAGCACAAGUCAUGCAUAAGGAAGCUCAAGAACAUGGCCCAAAAUGUGUGACCAAGAUGCAGAAAUAUGUCUUUAAUGAUUGUUUAAAGCUCUAUGACAGUACGAUCUUCCAUCUAAACCGAACCCUCCAUGCCCUACACACAGCUUCUUGCUCCCUCUCAGACGCACAAACAUGGCUCAGCACUGCCCUCACUAACAUCGAAACUUGUCGGGGAGGUGUGCUGGGGCUCGGAGUUGGAGAGUUUACGGCUCAAAAUAAUGUGAGCGACAAUGUUAGGAAGAUGAUAAGCAAUGUGUUAGCUGUAAAUGGGAAAUUUCUGAAGCAAGAGAAUCACACAGAAGAAGAGGUGAAAGCAUAUCGGUUUCCGAGUUGGUUUUCUGGGCGUGACAGAAGGUUGUUGAGCUUGAAGCGAUCUUCGGUGAAGGCAAAUCUUGUGGUGGCUCAAGAUGGUACGGGCCAUUUCAAGACAGUGCAAGCCGCCAUUGACGCAGCAUCAAGGAGAAAAGUGAAGACGAGGUUUGUGAUACGUGUGAAGAAAGGGGUUUAUGAAGAGAAUAUUGAAGUUGAUAAGGAUAAUGAAAAUCUCAAGAUUAUUGGCGAUGGAUCGAGAGUCACCAUUAUAACUAGUAGUCGAAGCGUCAAAGAUGGAAUUACCCCGGCUGCCUCCGCUACAGUAGGCAUAGAUGGUGCUCACUUCAUUGCACGAGACCUCACUUUUAGAAACACAGCCGGUCCUGAAAAAGGUCAAGCAGUGGCACUCCGAUCAGCCUCUGACCUCUCGGUCUUCUAUCGAUGCUCCAUCGAAGGCUAUCAAGACACUCUAAUGGCUCAUGCACAACGUCAGUUCUAUAGAGACUGUAGGAUUUUUGGCACAGUUGAUUUCAUUUGGGGCAAUGCGGCAGUUGUUCUACAAAACUGUAGAAUUCUUGUAAGAAAGCCACUUGCAGGGCAAGCAAACAUGAUCACAGCGCAAGGACGAGGCGACCCGUUUCAGAACACCGGAAUAUCAAUAAUCGAUUCUCAAAUUCGAGCGGCACCGGAUUUUAGGCAGGUUUCACACUCACUUGAAACCUAUUUGGGUCGGCCAUGGCAGCAAUAUGCAAGGGUAGUUGUCAUGAAGACUUACAUUGAGGGAUUGGUGAAUCCGUUGGGAUGGUCUCCAUGGGGCGAUGAUGAUUUUGCUCAAGAUACUUGUUAUUUUGGGGAAUAUAUGAACAAUGGGGCUGGUUCAUCAACAAAAAGUAGGGUAAGAUGGCGUGGCUUUCAUGUGAUAAGUAGUCCAAAUGAGGCAAACCAAUUCAGUGUUGCUAGUUUCCUUGCUGGUCGCACCUGGUUGCCUCGCGCUGGGGUGCCUUUUACUAUUGGUGUUUAA